Bacillus rossius redtenbacheri is the source of this 13457-nucleotide messenger RNA. RefSeq names its product ribonucleoprotein PTB-binding 1-like. Bases 683 to 2875 code for a protein of 730 amino acids. Gene Ontology annotation, cellular component: nucleus. The record is from RefSeq and is a predicted model, not a curated record. Gene Ontology annotation, molecular function: mRNA binding. NCBI's taxonomy places the organism in Eukaryota, Metazoa, Arthropoda, Insecta, Phasmatodea, Bacillidae. The transcript is spliced from 8 exons.
AAUGUAAAUCAGAAAAUUAACUUUUUUUGUAAAACAUAAAUUAAAUUAACACUACCUAUAUUAAAAUAGAUGUAUAUGUAUAUAUUAACAUUUAAAAAUUCACCAUCUUGGUACAGUCAUACCUUAAAAGUAAAUAUAUCCGUAAAAGACCUAAUUUAAAUGCAAAAUCUUAUUCAAAAUGAAGGAAAUAAGCAGCACGCAGUGUGAACGUGAAAACACCGCUUUGUUUCAUUGAAGCGGCUUGUUGGUGUGACGCAUGACGCAUGCAUCCAGGGGAAACUGGUAAACCGAGAGCUUUGUUCCGCUUCAACUUUCUGUUCAGACUGUCACUGACGGGAGAACAGAUGAAACGCGGUAUGUAUAAAUAGACGCGGCGAGCGUGUGAACGUUGCGUGGUCUCGCUCUUGGACAUCCCUAGCUGCGCGCCAACGAAGCAGAUGGCCUCAAGCCUAUCUGAAACGGGACCCUCGGGGGUCGGGCGUGGAGUGCGACGUGGCAACACUGCGCGGCCCUAGACCCUUGUCAGUGCUGUCGUGAAGUUCUAGAUCCUGGAGGGCGGGCCGACCCCAGACUACGUGACAACGAGAUCCGUGAGCUGCUGGCAGACUUCCCCGUGCAGUCGGUGCAGCUGACGGCAGGCACAGGGUCAGGCACAGCACGUGCUACCUUAGAGGACCCAGAGAUGCUGGAGGACUGGGACAAGGAGCGUGUGUUCCUGCUGCGCGGUCAGCGCCUGCCAGUGUCGCCAGCGCCCACUGAGACGAUGCUGUGCGUGGCACGCCUGCCACUUGGCUACACCGAACACCAGUUCUCUGCGCUGGUAGCAGCAUACGGUUCUAUCCGCCGCAGCUUCCUUAUGAUCAGCGAGAACACGGGUGAAAGCAAAGGUUAUGGUUUUGUUGAGUACACAACAAAAGAAGCAGCUCUUCUGGCAAAGAAUGUAUUAGAUGGAAAGCUAAUAGAUGGCUGGAUACUGUGCUGUGAUUGGCUAGAGUCAAGCCACACGACAUUCGAAUCACUGCAUUCUAAAUGUCUGUAUGUGGAUCAAUUACCAAAAGAUUUCCGCGACAUGGGCAAGUUCAGAAAAGUUUUCAGUUCGGUGGUGAACCCUCCAUAUUGUCAGAUUGCACUGAAAAAUGGAUGUCCUCAGGACUGGGGACUUGUCGAGUUCAACACAAGUGAGGAUGCGGAGACCACACAGGUCACCCUCAACGGAUACAGCCUGUGCGGGCAAAACAUUAGAGUGUCAUAUUACAUACCUGGAGUCAGAGCUAUCAAUCUUUAUUUGAAACUGCUUAAUGAAACAGGAAGAAAGCUGAAAUCUGCCGGUCUGCUGCCUGACCCCCCUGCACCGGCUGUGUUCCAGCAGCUGCAGAACCUCGCGAAACAAAACCCUGUGUUUGCACAGAAUCUGCAGAACAUCAUCUGGACUCAGAUCCAGUCCUUGCAGAACGGCAUUGAGAAUGGCCAAGCAGUGCCGGGCUCUGUUUCGCCAGGAAAAGGUCAGUUACAAGGUCAGCCAGGGAGUGGUCACCAGUCUCUUCUCAACAAUCACCAGAUGUUGAUAGCUCUGCAGAACCUUAUCAAACAAGGCUCGCCACCGAACAGCACGAGCCCUGGUCUGAUUGUGGUGCCACAACAAAUGGGUCCGCCACCAACAACAAGCCAGUUUCAUUUUGGUCCGAGCCAUAUACAAGAAGCAAGAAAAUCCAUCAGUUCCACUAAUGGGAAGAAUGGUUUCAUGGAGAAGAAUCAGACACAAAAAGUUCCACUGCUUCCCAGACCUGGUCUGGGGGUCAGCCCACCGCUGGGAGAAGCUGUUCCUCAUUCUCCAUUUGCCGGCUCACCUAUCGAUGAAACUCUGAACAUCUCCCAUCCCAUUCCGAGACACAUGCCUCCUCAGGUAUCCGUGCCAGAGUCUAACUUUUGGAACGGCAUGCUCGGGCAGAUUCCAAAACAGUCACCGGUGGGUAUACAGUCUCUCGAACCCAACAUGCUCGUAAAAAAUAAGUGUUUUGAUGCAGCAUCUGGACCAAAGAGCCCUUUGCUUAACGAUAAAGUCAAUUUUGCUCAGCAUGUGCCAUCCGCAGGCUCGAAAAUAUCAGGCCACCCAUCUCUUGUCAAAGGAAACAAUAGUAUGAUCGGUUUUUCGGACAACAUGCCUGGAGAUUUACAGCAAACAAUAAACACGAUCUUGAGCAAUGCUCAGAACUUGAAUCAGCUACUGGGAUCUCUGACAAAUGCUAUUCAAACAAAUAGUAACACCUGUACGAUGAUUCCUAGCAGACCCACCAAUGUACAGUACAUCAACCAAACACCUUCGUUGAUCCGAGGCAUGACCGGGCCGGGACCUGUAUCACAGCAGAUAGAUAAUGCAUGGCCUUCACAACAGGUGAUCUCAGUUUCAUCUGGUCAGUCUACUCAACCCAUCAUGGCCAGCCCUGUUCCUGGCACCUCGAUGCAAGCCAACACACCCCUUUUAGGGAGUUCUUCACUAGCCAUGGCAGCAAAGCCCAUCAGAUUCCUGGAUAUGAAACCCAGCCAGCUUCACCAACCAUCAUUCCAGAAUAAUUGGAAUAAUGGCGCUUUUUUUAACUCAAACUCCACUUUUUCGGCUCCUUGCGGAACCCCGGGUCAGUUUGGUGCGUAUUCCACUACGAACAUUGUUCCGAACCUAUGGUCACAUCCUGGAAGUCCGGUUCUCAUCGCGUCCCCUCCUUCGGGACUCGUGACACCGAUUGGACAGAAGCGGAAAUAUAACAGAUUGCUGCCAUCGCCAGAACCAAGCCCAGAAGGCAACUACAUUGGCCAGCAUUCGCAAGGCCUGGGCGGACAUUACGCAGAUUCCUAUUUCAAAAGAAAGAAGAAGAACUGAAAUCCAUCAACUUCAUUAUGGAAUACUUUUGAAUUUGUUCAGACUGAAGAAAUAGAUAUGAACAAUGAAUUUUUUAUUACUAACAUAGUAAGUUUGUACAGAAGAGGGUGUUAUUUUUGUAUGUGUUAAAUUAUUUUUAUGCACUCAUUUUGAAUCUUAUGUCAUGUCCAUUCCAACAUUGCCAGAUGGUAUGUUAUUGCAAGUGCCUUUUAAUUGUGUUGUGGUCUGGUGUCCCGGCUAUUAUUUAUUGUUAGAGUUGUAUGAGUGUACUCAGAACUCUGUGGCACAGAGAAACUCUUCAUCUCUUGUUUACUGUAAGUGAAUUUUAUCUUUUAAUCCUUUAUUUUUUCUGGCUACUAUAUUGGAUGUUUGCAGUUUCAUGAUGAAGUAAUGUUAUGUGUGUUAUAGUUUAUAAAUAUUAAAAAUUAGUGGUAGAUUCAUAUUUGUAAUGUAAAUAUUUUAAUAUAAUUAUUUAUAUUUCUGUAUUCUUGUGAAAACACUAAGUAUUGUACACUUUUUUUUGAACAUUUCUAAAUUUCUCAAACUAUAUUACAUUAAGUGUACCUACCUAUUAAGUAGGUGUGCCGUGAGCAAGCAGUAUUUAAUGGAAUAUUUGCAAUGUUUUCAUGAAAAUUUUUAUGUGAUUGACAGUGUGUUAUUCAAUCUAUAGCCAAUUGUUUUUCUUUGAAUGUUACUAUGCAUGCAGCAUAGUGAUUUGACUUAAGUAUGUAUGUAUAAUGCCAGCUGUAAAACUUGUUGCAUGAUUGUGUGUACAGACUUCGAGGCAACUGUCCUGUAAGUUGGAGGAAACAAUAAUGUUUCAUUAUAUCAUAGUUUCAAUGUGUUGACAAUAUUAGGGAAGUAAUCAUACUAUUUCAUUUGCAUUUUUUCCUUCAGAAUUUAAGUUUUUUUUUAUUUUUAUUGUGUGUGUGUAUAUGUAUGUAUGUAUGUAUAUGUAUAUGUAUAUAUUUACACAUGAUGUUACAAUAUUUUUGGCAAAAGGAUAUUUGUCGAGGAUCAGUUAUUGGUAUUGCGUGUAGUUUCAUUGUGACCAAAAUGUUUUCCUAACAAAUACUUUUAAAAAAAAAAUUGCACUUGCAUUCAGAAUUCAUGUUUGCAUGGCAAGGGUUGCUAUUGUCACAACAUGUAAACAGUCUUGAGAUACUUGAGUUGUAUAAUGACUAUUUUAGAUUGCACGCACAUCAAGACAUGUUAUGUCUAGAACUAAGAAAUAGUGAUUUUAUUGCAACAUUUCAAAUGUAAUUAGUAAUAGCUUCAUAUUUAAGAGCUUUUAUAGCAGAAGAAUCACUGUGAAUAAGAAUCGACUUCAAGACAAAACAUAUUAAAAAAGCAUGUUGGGAAUUUAAUAAGUGAGGAAUUUUUAGCAAGCGUCCUGAAACUUAAACUGCAGACAGAGUUAUAAUGGGACAUAUUUUCAUUGCUAUUAACAUAUACCAGCACAAUGUUUCAUUAAAUAAAUACAGAUAAUACAGAAUGAUGAAAGCGAGAUAAGAAAUUAACGAUUUCUUUUCAAAAUGUUUUUAGUGGCAGUUCUUUGUGAGUCAUCAGUGUGCAGAGAAUAUGUGUAGAAUGCAUACUUACAUUAAAAUUUGAUACAUUAAUAGUGUAAUUUAAAACUUCAGUGCAAAAAAAUAUAUUUUCAUUUAUGUAAAAUAGUUAGGAAGGUGAUUAAGGAUUAAAAUAUAUGUUCUGGACAAGGGAUGGAACUAAAAUGUGCUAAAAAAAUUUUAAAUCUUGUAGUGGGAGUAAAAUUUUACUAAUGAUUUGAUUCAUGGUUAUUGAGUGUAUAUACAUGGUUCUAGCUUAACUUAAUAUUUUCGGGAGCCAGCUGGUUCUAAUUUCAGUUCUUCCACUACACACCUAAUGAGCAUUGCCACAAGACUAGUCUUCUAAGUAUGUACCAAGCAAACAAAACAGUUACAUAUACAUUUUUUGAAUUACAAAAAUCUUGUUAUCAUGCUAAAUAUUUUUGUAUCUUACAUAAUUAAGACAAUUUUAAAAGCUACUAAUUUAAAAUAGUGAACUUGUGGUAAAAUGUUAAGUAGUGGAACUACUUGUCUUGGCAUGUUGCUGGCAUUUCUGGGCAUAAACUAGAGCAUCGCUGCAUUCUUUCAUCCUCAGUUCAAACACUUUGGGAUUUAUAACAGUUGAUUUAAAAGAUUUAAUUAAUUUUAAAUGACUUUAUCUACUCUUUUUUACUUUCAGGUGGCUUAUGGCAGAAAUGCAUGUAGGUAUAGGCAGUAUAGAGCAAGACAUUCAUAUAAUGUCUUUAAAGCAAAUUAGUGUUUACUUCAUUGUUUUAAAAUUAUGUUUUUAAUUAUAUUUUAAAUUGCAUUAAAGUAAGAAAAAAUGCCAUCAUAUUUAUAAUUGGAAUGUGGAAAGCUUAUUCUGCUUCACUAGUGGCAUGCUGUACUCUUAAUGCAGGGUUGAUACUCUGUGGAAUUUUAAAACUAGUAUAAUAGGUACUGUCUAUUGUAAAUGUUUCAGUCAUGUGUGAUAGGUGUGAUUUUUGUAUAUAUGGUUUCAUUGUACUAAAAUGCUCUCUUGUAUGUUCUUGUCACCCUUUCUUUUUUUCAUUAUAUAGCAUAUUUUCUUCCAUUACAUAAUACAAAAGCAUAUUUGAACCAGUUUAAAUGAGAAGAUUAAUCUUUAAUCUGAAGACUAGCAAUAGACACAAGGAAGUGGUGACUGGUCGAAUCCCAAUUUUCUCGAAUCCGAAUCCAGGUUUCAAGAGUCAAAUUUCAAAUAAUGUACAAGAAAUAAAAAUUUAACAAUUAUCAAAUGCUUUUUAAUAGCGCUUGUUUGUUGCUGAGAUUGUUAGCUACAUUUUGAAUCGGUAAUUCCUAAUGAUUUUACAGUAUUUUAAAUGUCGCUAACCUAUACCAACCAACCAGAUUUACAAUAUCACAUUAUAUUUAUACCUAACUUAACCUUUUAAUAAAAUGAUUAACUCUUUUAAGUAUCACAAUGCCAUCUUGCAGAAUGAUUUGAAAACAUGCCAGGAAAUUAAGAACAUUUUUUUUUCAAGGUUUUUCCCCCACUGAAACAAGGCUUUUCUGCAGAAUUACUGAAUGUUGUUACGAAAUAAAAACUGUUAUGCAUUUUAGAAACCAUCUCAAAAAAUAUUCAUAAUAUCAUAUCCAUAACUUUUUAAAAUUCAACCAAAAAAUUUCAAUAACUUACUGUUGAAUCAUUAAAACAUGUGGUAGGUACUAAAUGAAGCAGUACACCUACUCUAUCUUUUGGUAUAAAAGGGCAUAACCUACACAAUGUGUACAUUUAUAGAUAGUGUAGUAACUAAAGUAAAUGAAAACAUGGGAACAGGGCUGAACGUACGUUAAACAGAUUGUAACAUGUCUUCACAUACCAUUAACAAUUAUUACUUGGGCUAACCUAUAAGAUUGCUAAAAUAUUAGUGCAAACAAAAGCGAUGAUAGGUUAGUGCUGUAUUAUUUCUCAGUUUUGUUAGGAUUUUUACGGGGAAACCACAAUUAUCUCCAUUUCAAAAACAAAAUUUUUGUGUCCUGUUAAGUAAAGAAAGAAAUAUAUCUAAAACUAGGCGUGAACAUAAAAUGCAUUGCAGAUAUGAUGUAAACAAAGCCAUCCUUUCUUUUUUUCCCUCCCCUAAAUAAUUAAACAAUAUGAAGAUACAAGAGACACAAACACAGCACAAAGAGCAACUUAUCGCGUUUGUGGCAUUCAUAAAUAAAAUUGAUGAGCUUUGUAGAAAAAAAAUACUACGUUAAAGAUAUAUUGAAAUACUUUGUUUUUGAAAUUUAUUUCCUGUGUUAAAGAUCUAUGAUCAACCGCGUGACGUUUCCAGAAAUGGCGUUGAUCAACUCGCAUAAACAACUGCACUAAUAUUUUUUCUUUAAAGUUGAGAAAUUUUGGGCAAAAAUUUUAUAAACAGCAGAAUUAUGUCGUUUUACACAAAUUUCGCGCUUCACCAUAUUUUUGGGUCCCUAAAUAUAGCAACCAAUACAUAUAUAUUCAUUCCAUAAACUAUAAGUUUUCCAGAUGAGUACAUAAUAUGUAUUAAAUUUAAUUAAUACAUUUACAUUAAAAGAAUAAUAUUUUGAAGAACGGUAUUAGAAUAAGCACAAAGAUAAACAUAAAUAAGCCUAGUAGACUUAAGAUUUUUCCAGUGUUGAAUUUUUUUGAUUUACUAUUUUUAUUUCAAUAUUUUUCUUAGAAUUUUUUUCCUUGAAUCCUGAAUCUUUAGAAUACUGGGGAUUCAGUGAAAUUUGAGGAUUCAACCGGCCCAUCCCUACAAGGAAGUAAAUGUGUCACCUAUAACUAUCCUGUAAUAAUUAUGUUUUAAAAGGUGUAGAAUGUCUUGUGUAGUGAAAGAAAGCACAUUCACCAUCUUACAGUAAAUGUAGGCUGUUAUUGAAAGACUUCAUUAGGUAGCUUUCCUCCAUUUAUAUUUUGUCUAGCAUAAGAUUUUUAUUAUGUAUUGUGAUAACAAUUAAUAGUACCAAACACUUUACUGUAUGCUUUUUUCCUAUAAUUUGUAUUUAUUUUUCUGCUUCUUUAAAUCAGUAAAUAUAAGUCAAAUGAAUAUACCUUUUUUCAGAUCAGAUGUAAAACUUUAAUUGCUCAGUUACAAUAUUCUUUACCAAGCACAAUAGACUGCAAAUGUCUUAAAACCUACUGAUAAUUUUUCUUAUAAAUGACAGUGGAAUAGAAACUAGGUAUUGUAAAACUCUUACAUGACAUAACCUGCAGAAUUAUACCAUGGCUAGAGACAAGAUUUUAUGGUUUUAUUUUCAGGCCAAUUUUGUUUUUAAAAUAGGACAUAUUGGUGUUAUUGUUUUCAUUUUUGAUGAAAUCUGUUUACUAAAAAAUAUAGCAUAUUACUGAACAAAAAUGAUAAUUAUAUGUUCCAAUAUAAUAAUUUCUCCAAAACAGUGUCAUUUUGACUGAUACAUAAUGCACUUUUUCAAUUAAUUGAUUUAUAAUAAGCAUGUUUAAUUUUUUGAACAAAUAAAAUAAAUUUUUUAAGUAUUUCUCUGUUUGGAAAAUCUUCUGAGGACGUAAUGUAAAAAUGAUUAAGUAAUAAGUUACAUGCUUUUAAAAAUUAAACUUUUUCCAAUCUCUUUUUAAAUAUUUAAAAUAAAUUACUUUCAUUGAAUGUAAGAUUUGAAAGAUUAGUUAUUUGUCAUUAGGGUUAAGUUUUGAUUGAAAAUGCUGAUUAGUUUCAUGAUUUUAAUUGCAUGUCAUGCUUUGUGGUGUAUUAACUUGAAUUUUGUUGUUAUAUUGUGUAUUGAUUUGCUUUUCAAUGUUAUUUCAGUUUUAUCUCCAUUCCCCAUAUAAUCUUGCCCUUAACCAUGGCACCUACCCUCUCAAUUUAUAUACUCUGACUUACAACACAAAGGUAGCUUAAGCAAAGAAAGUUUUUAAAAUAUUUUUUUAUCAAUUUUUAAGCUUAUAUGUUCAAAUUAUUAUUUCUAUUAUUAUUUUUGUAUUGUUUUUGCAGUUUCCUUGAAAUUUAUUUUGCUUUGGUGUAUUCAGCAACAUUGUUUUUACUAGAGCUUUGCCAACUCACAAAAUUUUGUUGAUGUGCCACAUCACUGAUGUAUCGAUUCUGAAAUAUUUGCAGAACUAUACCAAUCUGGAAAAUGGAUUACUAGGUUCUUUUGUAGGUUUCAUGAAAUAACUUAAAAAAUCAUUAUAUGACAUCAGAAGAAAUAAAAUAGUGGUAUAUUAAACACAAUCAACACUGUAAAAAUAUUAAAUUUGCACUUAAAUAGAUUAUACACCUAGUAAAAAUAUAAAAUUUAGGUUUAGGUCACUGAAUACACUAUACAAAAUAUUAAGCCAUAAAUAACUAUUGCUUGGUCUAAACUUUUACAUUACCAAAAUUCAAAGUGUAAAUAGGGGAUAUGUAAGUAUGUCAUUCCAGUUUUAUUUUUCACUUUUUUUCUGGAAACAAAAGUUUUUCUCUAUUCAGAAAUGACAAUUUUUAGGCGUUUCCAAUUUUUUUCACAUUAACAAUAAAAAAGUACCAUACCAUAAAACAGUUGUAAAAUUUGUAGUACUUUUUUUUUAAAAAAUAAAAACAAUACUGUCUAGUGCUUUAAAAUAACUAAAGAUAAAAAGACAACAUUUAUUACAUUCAUGUCGUUUCACUCACAGCAAAGAGUAAUGCAUUAUUAGUGCCAUACAUUAAUACUAUGAAAUAUACACACUUUAAGAAAUCAGAAUACUUUGUUAUCAAAAUUUGUUCUAUGCAAUUCAAAUAUGAAGUGCCAACAUCAGCAAAUAAGGCAGAAGCCUACUCGAAUCGCACAGCUCUAGUUACGUCUAUGCUUUUAUUUUCCAAUAUCUGCUCCUGCAGUCUUUUUUUUUGCAUGUCUCAAAGUGUGCUAAAUAUCUUUAAUGAGAAUAAUAGUGUAUUCCUGUCACUUAACUGUUGUAUUUUGUUUCUUGGUAAAAAUCACUAACAUUACUAUUGCAUUUCUAUAGGUUUGUCUAUUACUCUCAAGUAAUUUUGUUUUAUUCUCAAACACUCUGUACCACUGCACUUUAAAAAAAUCUUCACAGUUGCAUGCCUGAAUUUUUUUUAGAGUGGGUACUAAAAAACCUAUCUCACAAGGGACUUUUGAAUCUUUUAAUUACUUUUCUACAUUAUAUACAGAGUGUUAUCUAGUUGCACAGCUAACCAUACCAGAAUUUGUGGUAAGCAAACAGUGGAAAAUGCACAAACACAGCAAACAUUGACAAAUGUAUGAGAGCAUAGCAAAGGAAAUAGCAGAUAUCACUGGUGUGUGUCUCAUAAUGCAUGCUUGAAAUGCCCAUUGAUAAGCACAGAUAUAUGUAUGCACACAACAUUGUAGUGAUUGUCAAAUGCACUCAUGUAACCCAGGAGGCAUGCUGACUUCCACAAUAUGUUCACCAAGACUGCUGACAUAUUGCACUGGGGUUGAAUACAAAAUGCUCACAUCCACUCCCAUUUCUUACGAUGGUAUAUUGUGCACAUGAUUGCUGAUAUGGCAUUCCACAUAAGUUCCAAUGCAUCUCAUUUUUUACAAUCACAACUCCAUUUUUGGACAAAUGUUCAUUGAUAUUUUGCCAAGAGUAUAAAAGCAAUGACGCCGGCCUCCGCGAAUUAAUUGCUCAAUUAAUUGGGCUAUACCUUACGAACCCAGUUUUCCCCCACAUUAUUCUCGUAACAGUAUCAAAAUAGCAAGGAAACAACUUAAUGACAAACGUAUUGGCAGUUAUAGAGCAGCAUACAAGUGGAAUUAUUUUUUAUAUAGUGUUAACAUUUUUAAUUGGUAUGUUUACUUCAAACUCAAAAAAGUUAUAUGUUUAUGGUAACAAUUAUGGCAACUGUAUGUACUAGGUAGGCAGAUUGUUUAUUAAAUAAAAAGUAAUGUAAGUUUUUGUUAAUACCAAUGGAAUGUUUGGUGAAAUUAUAUAAGUAGACUAAACACUGCUUUGUUAAGCUCUGGUGGCUGAAGUAGCAGCUCAUAUAAAUAAUUUUUUGAAAAAAAUUUAAGAAAUUUAUUUAAAUUAAGUUUGAGGAAUGUCAUACACAGAAUGUUGUUCUUUAGUGUUGUGUUGGAAUAAAGCGUAUAUUACACGUAUACACUUAUUGAUGUAUUAAUACAUUUAUUUUUUUCCAAAUAUCAAUUACUAUUAUGUUAUUAAAAUAUUUUCUUAUAGUUGUAAACUUUUUUCAGAAUAAAUUUUUUAUAUAAGGCAUUACUGAUAAAUUUUAGAGAGUUUAUCAGAACUAUAAGCAACCUAAAUGUAUUGUUGGCCACUUGCACGUUGAGUUGGCAUCAGUGUUUGACUGUAGCUGUUCUAGAGGCCUCGUGCUAACACGUGGAAGGGAGACAAGUGGUUUGUUGGGAAGCUGUCGGCAGAGCAUUAGUUACUCAGAACAAGCAUUUUCUGGAGAGUUAUAAUUCAGUAGCCUUUUUAUAAAUCUAGAUAGUUCAUGUUAUACAUACUUUUAUGAUGACAAACUAUUUAUGGGUUGACAUGAUUGCACUGUAACUAGUGAUAAACUAAAAUGGUGAAUUUUUUUUUACACACAAUUGGGCUGUAUAUCUAUCUUAAACUAACAUUAAAAAAUUUUUUUUUCAUACUUAAUGUAGCCAUGUUCUUACACUUAAGUAAUGCCACUGUUAAAGUGUGAUGAACAGUGUAAUUUUGUUACAGUGGUAGUAGUAAAAUUAAAGUUAUUUUGUACCUAUUUCUGUAAAUUCGACAUUUUGCUGUAUGGUCUAACUUGAAUGGAGGUUUCAGUACAUUUAUUUACUUCCAUUUCAAAACAGGAGUCUAAAUGUACAGUCAUUGUUAACUAGGUCUGUUACAUCAUCAAUGUUUGUUCUUGUAUUCUCUGUCUGUCAGCAUUAAAAAUGCAAGGUUGACUUAGUGUAAACCACAUUGCUGUACACCUAGAGUAUCUUCUUUGCUUAUAUCUUCUUUUUGAAUUAAUUGUUAUUCAGCAUUUUAUGAUGAAACAAAAACCACUAAAAGAAAUACCUUUUUGAAUAUGCUGUAUGUUCAGGUAACUCUAGUUCGGGUUAAAAGGUUUCGAAUAAACUGAGAGAAAUAGCUGACUUGCCUUAACUAUAGGUGUAGUUCCGAGGGAGCGGGGUAAGGCUGUGCGCUUCUCGGGCAAGCGUAACUCCUCAUUGGAGGCACAGACUUGCAGUAGGUUCCAAUAUUCACAGAUUUCACUGGCCGGUGGCUUCAGUAAUGUCAGCUGGCCAGCCCUGUGCAAGGCUAGAUGGAUCACAGAGAACAAUGAACUUACUGGAGCUGUGGAGAUUUUUUAGUGUAAGCGAUAUAGGAUUCCAGCAUGCCGUUCAAUAUUUAUGUUCUUGAGAAUUUAUUUUUAGGUCAAGGAGUGGGAUUGGAUUUAAUAUAGAGUACCUAUCUAACGUAAAUAUUGUAUUUCAGCAUAAUGCAACAUACCUCCAAAAAAAGGUAAUUUUUCAUAAAUAUAUUUAUUUUGAAGUAACAUACAAACAAAAAUACAUAUCUAUCUGAAGUGUUUUAAAUAACUAAAUUAAUAUCAGAGAAAUUAAAAUGUACUGCUAAAACACUUUUUACUUGUAGUAACGAAAAUCACUGCUGAACGUUCCGAAACAACUGAUGAUCAUUCUGUUAUUGAAGAUGAUCACUGACAAUACAUUGGUGGUAGUGGAAUACGGUGGAUAACACUUAUUGUUUUUCCUUUGUCAUUUAGGUAAAAUACUUUUCUCUGCAAAUGUUUAUAUAUGUAUAUAAAUAUUUUUAAUGAUUUGGUGAUGUUAAUAUGACAGAUUAAAUAAUAUAUGUGCAAGGUAAACAAAGAUUUUCAAUACAUGUUCAUGAAAAGUAAAUUUACAAGACAUAAAAUAAAUAAAGAAUAUUAGGUACCAUAUAAAUUUUUAAGAUGGUAUUUAGUGGUUAAAAUAGUGGUUGUAAGUUUGUAUCGCUCAUUUAGGAAAAAGUCAAGUUAUGUGAUAUUAAAAGAACAAAAGGAUAAACAUUAAAAUGAUAUAAAUAUAUAUUGUGAAACACUAGUAUUUUUAUAUGAUGACUAUAAGGAAACAUACGUAAAUUUUCUACAAAGUUUUUAUAGUUAAUGCAUUGAUAAAAAAAAUAGGUAUUUACUUAAUUAAAAUUUAGAAUAAAGUUCCUCUCACUUGAAAAUUGGUGAUAUUUCAACCAUUAAGUAAUGUGAUAAAUGUGACAGGAUAGAAACUUGAAAACAUUUUCCAGUAUCUUUAUGAAAAGACAAAACUGCAGCCUGUUUUCAUGACUUCACACUAUUGUGCCUGUUUUAAAAUAGUAUUAUAUUAACUGAUAUUAAAAAGCUCUCUUGUAUAUUCUGUGAGAUUGUAUUUUGAUAACAAAAUAUUUUGUAAACAUAUUUAGUCUCACAUAUUUAUGAAAUACAAUCAUCUGUUGUUUCAAAGAAAGUUGUUUAUGUGUAUACUAGCUUACAUAAUGAUGUGCUAAUAUCUGAAUGAAAUAUUAGUGAUAAAUAAUAAAAAAUAAAUUAUUAAUUUUAUUGCAAUUUCAUAAUAGCAUAAAUUGUACUUUUGUGUAAAGAACAAAAAUGUACUUUUAAAUGUAAAUGUAUUUUUACUUGGUUUCUUGAUUGAAUUGUAAAUGACAGUUAAAACAUUUAGUGAAAAAGAAAUCAACUUGCACAAAUUUUGAAAAACUGAAACAGACACAAUUACAUUUCCAAACUUUUGAAAUAUAUGUUUUAUUUAAAAAUACUGUAAUCAGUGAAAUGGUAAACAAAAAAACAAUUGACAGGAAGCUGUUUUCCAAUGAACUGCAUAGGCACUAAAUGGUUAAUUAUUAAAAUGUACCUAUUUAUUUAUGCUUUCUGAUUUUUCUCAAGUCUGAUGCUGUACACUUAAAUAAACAUCUUGAAAUUUCUUUUAUGCUCAAUUGUUUAUAAAUGAUGUAGAGUGCUAAUUCUUCCUAUUUCUGUCCUACUUUUGCUAGGAAAGUGAUGUCUUUGACGUUUGUAGCUUUUUAUGUGAACAUUGUGUAUCUGUUGUGUAUCUUUAAGUUAUGGACAGAAUUAAAAUACUUAAAA